This is a messenger RNA of Arvicola amphibius (Eurasian water vole), 1432 nucleotides long. RefSeq names its product tumor necrosis factor (gene Tnf). Gene Ontology annotation, biological process: immune response; tumor necrosis factor-mediated signaling pathway; positive regulation of transcription by RNA polymerase II. The coding region runs from base 139 to 846 and encodes 235 amino acids. The record is from RefSeq and is a predicted model, not a curated record. NCBI's taxonomy places the organism in Eukaryota, Metazoa, Chordata, Mammalia, Rodentia, Cricetidae. Gene Ontology annotation, molecular function: CD40 receptor binding; cytokine activity; tumor necrosis factor receptor binding. The transcript has 4 exons. Gene Ontology annotation, cellular component: cell surface; membrane.
GGGACCCGCCUGGAGGGAGAACAGCGACUCCAGAACACCCUGGAAAUAGCUCCCAGGAAAGCAAGCAGCCAGCCAGGCAGGUUCUGUCCCUCUCACACACCGGCCCAAGGUUCCACAUCUCCCUCCGGAAAGGACACCAUGAGCACAGAAAGCAUGAUCCGCGACGUGGAACUGGCGGAGGAGGCACUCCCCAAAAAGGCGUGGGGCCCCCAGAACUCCAGUCGCUGCCUGUGCCUCAGCCUCUUCUCCUUCCUGCUUGUGGCAGGGGCCACCACGCUCUUCUGUCUGCUGAACUUCGGAGUGAUCGGCCCCCAAAGGGAAGAGAAGUUCCCAAACAACCUGCCUAUCAUCGGCUCCAUGGCUCAGACCCUCACCCUCAGGUCAUCUUCUCAAAAUUCGAGUGACAAACCUGUAGCCCACGUUGUAGCAAACCACCAAGUGGAGGAACAGCUGGAAUGGCUGAGCCAGCGUGCCAAUGCCCUCCUGGCCAACGGCAUGGAUCUCAAAGACAACCAGCUGGUGAUCCCCGCAGAUGGCCUGUACCUCGUCUACUCCCAGGUUCUCUUCAAGGGCCAAGGCUGCUCCAGCUACGUGCUCCUCACCCAUACCGUCAGCCGCAUUGCUGUCUCCUACGAGGACAAAGUCAACCUCCUGUCUGCCAUCAAGAGCCCCUGCCCCAAGGAAAGCCCCGAGGGGGCUGAGCUCAAGCCCUGGUACGAGCCCAUCUACCUGGGAGGGGUCUUCCAGCUGGAGAAGGGCGACCGACUCAGUGCUGAGGUCAACCUGCCCAAAUACUUAGACUUUGCAGAGUCCGGGCAGGUCUACUUUGGUGUCAUAGCUCUGUGAGGCAGAGGGAUGUCCAUCUAUCCUCUACCCCGCCCCCACUUCGAUCCCCAAAGCCCUCGUCCAUCUUCCUCUACCUUAGAAAGGGAAUUAUGCUCAGGGUCAGACUCUGAGCUCGGAAUCUUCAACAACUCUAACACUCAGAAACACAAGCUCCUGGGAUAGCAGCCUAGAUUGUGGGGUUCCAGAAUCCACUGGAGCCUCAAAUGUUGAUUCCUGAGUUCCGCCAAGGGGGCUCAGGCUGCCUCUGGCUCAGAAUGCUGCCGGAGAAGAUCUCAGGCCUUCCUGUCUUCGGACGCUCCCCGACCCUUCAGUGCCCAGCCUUCCUCACAGAGCCAGCCCCUCUAUUUAUGAUCGCACUUAUGAUUAUUUAUUUAUUAUUUAUUAUUUAUUUAUUUGCUGUUGUGUGUAUUUAUUUGGGAGGCCAGGGUGUUCUGGAGGACCCAGCACUGGGAGCUAUCUUAAGAUAGACUUGUUUUCUGUGAAAACAGAGCUGAACUCGUCAGCCACUCCCACCUGGCCUCCUGGCCUCAUUGCCUCUUUUUUUGCUUAUGUUUAAAACAAAGUAUUUAUCUAACCCAAGUGUCUU